Messenger RNA from Saccostrea cuccullata (small rock oyster), 876 nucleotides. RefSeq names its product COMM domain-containing protein 7-like. The transcript is spliced from 9 exons. Gene Ontology annotation, biological process: tumor necrosis factor-mediated signaling pathway; negative regulation of DNA-templated transcription. NCBI's taxonomy places the organism in Eukaryota, Metazoa, Mollusca, Bivalvia, Ostreida, Ostreidae. Bases 7 to 612 code for a protein of 201 amino acids. The record is from RefSeq and is a predicted model, not a curated record. Gene Ontology annotation, molecular function: NF-kappaB binding.
GCAACAAUGGCGACCAACUUUCACUUUAGUCGGGAAACACCCCCAGAAUCAAUUUUUACCGAUUUCCAGACGCUGAAUAAGUUUCAGAAUAAGCAAUUCAAACAGCUAUUGGAAUAUGGUUUUGAAUUUCUUGCUGAUCCUGGGAAGUCUUCCCGAUUGAUGGAACAGCUGGAGGGAUUUGCUGAGGAAAAUGGAGUGAAUGCUACAGGCCUGAAAAAUAUAUUCAAAAGUUUACUCUCAUUCAGCAAUAGUGCUUUGAGAAAGAGUCUGACUGCAUCACAACUGAAAGAAGAUUUAACAAAUCUAGGUUUAGCAGAGGACAAAUCUGAAUACUUUUCACAACAAUGGACCAGUAAUUUAGCUGCCCUGUCUAAGAGUGCCCUUGGACAAACUCUAAUGGUCAAUCAACUGGUGGACAUGGAAUGGAAAUUCGGAGUGACAGCAGCUAGCAGUGAGGUUGAUAAAGUGGGAAACACAUUUUUGCAGGUGAAGUUAGUCAUCAACACAGGAAAUGGGAUAAGGAAUACUUAUAUGGAGCUCACCUUGCCCCAGUUUUACUCUUUUUUACACGAAAUGGAGAAAGCUAAGGCCAGUCUAGAAUACCUCAGCUGAGUCCGUGUAUGUGUGGAGUGUAACAAUGAAUACAUGUGUAAUGGAGUGGUCAUGAGAUGAAGGAAUGCACGUGUAAACACAUUCGUUUUGUUACCAUGGUGGAUGUUGGUGUGUGGCGAAGAAGGAAAUAUGUCAAACAUGCUAAUACUUAUAAACAAUUUUAAGUUAUUGUUAUACAUAAAAUACGUAAGAAAGUAAAUGUGUUGCUAUAUUCAUAUAAGCUUACCUUGUUAUUUUAUCUAAAGUUAAACUCGUAGAAUAUUA